CACGAGCUGAGGUGUCAAAGACGCAUUGGUGGUAAUGUCUUUACGUCACACGCUUAGGAUUUCUAUUUCGUUUUGCUGUUUCAUUAGGAUUUCUAGCACCGAAGUAGAAUGCCAUCAUUUGACCAAGACUUAUCGAGGUAAGUUCAGUUUACCAUUGCUCAUCCCACCAAUCAAGUUAUGGUUUGUGAAACAUUUACUAAUCUCAGUAUUCGUUACAUAUUUUGCUGAACAUUUAGUUGAACUCAUCAAAUUUAUAUUUACAUGUCUAAUAAUGUGGCCAUACAUUGACAAGACUAGGGACAAGUAAUCGAGCUAAUAAAGUUUUGAUAGUUUGUACAUUCAGUGACAAGACUAAGGACUAGUUAACUAACCUAAACAUUCUUACCAGUUUGUAAAUUUAGUUACAAGACUAAGGAAUAGUUAUCAGUGUCGUAACUAAGGGGUGCUGACCGCUCCGGGUGACACCAUCUCAGGGGGGGCACCAAAUUGAAAAAUUGCCUAUUUACAGAGCACACUGCUCGGUUUACCCAAGUUUCAUAAAAGAAUCACUGAUUACACGCACACGUUCCACACAUGAACUCAAUGCAAUAGCGUGCUUUAUUAAGAGUUCAAGGUUCAUAAUGGCGUGCUUUAUUAAGAGUUCAAGGUUCAUAAUGGCGUGCUUUAUUAAGAGUUCAAGGUUCAUAAUGGCGUGCUUUAUUAAGAGUUCAAGGUUCAUAAUGGCGUGCUUUAUUAAGAGUACAAGGUUCAUAAUGGCGUGCUUUAUUAAGAGUUCAAGGUUCAUAAUGGCGUGCUUUAUUAUGAGUUCAAGGUUCAUAAUGGCGUGCUUUAUUAUGAGUUCAAGGUUCAUAAUGGCGUGCUUUAUUAUGAGUUCAAGGUUCAUGCGUCAAAAAAUGAGGUGAUCCUACGAAAGGCGCAGAAAAGCGUCUUUUGGCCAUGACUCAAUGCUGACUGAAGUGUUCGGGAACUUCUGUAAAUGACAGGAAGCUAUAUUUAUCUAAAUUCUAGGAAAUAAAGCUUUCCCUUAACACCAAAUGCAAUGUGGUCGGUCGAUUCUAAGUAGCCUAUAUGAAUCGAAUCGGUAAAGGUUAAAAACAAUUAUUUUUUAAAAACUUUUUAACCAUUUAUAGUUUAACAAAAUAAUAUUUUACAAAAUGAUAGAAUAUCUUUUAAUAAUUAAUUUAUUUAUUUUUAGUUUUGGAAACCAAAUAUAUCAAAUCUUAGAAAUACUCAAACAUAAAUGUUGUCGCCGAUUCGUCACUAGCACCGCCCUUUAACAUUUGAACACAAUUCUCAAACAGCAAAAGGUCUUUUACAUCCUCUCGGGAUGUCGCGUUUAUCUGCUACCUUUACCUUUGGGUUGAUCUACUUGAGGAAGUUAAUCUUACACAGCAAUAUCUGCAAACUGAAGGUUUUACUCUUGACAAAGUGGUGACCAACCUAGAGGCCUUAAGAUUGUUUCUACACGAGAAGGGGAGACACUUGGUGCAACAUGCUAUUGAAAAGGCACUUUUAAAAUCAGACCAGUGUGAAAUUUUGGUAGAGAGAAGAUAAAGGUUUAAAAAGAUUAUGGCAGGAGAACUGUUUACGAUUUGCCAUGGGACAGUCACACAAAUCUGUACUUCUAUUAUUUUGCAAGUAAGGGAACAUUAGCGAAACUAUAGUGCUAAAUGAAGAGAUAAAACAUUCACUUCUUUAGAGUUAUAACCGGCUGUUUCCUCGAAGUUAAGGCUGUCUGAUCUGGCUCUACUAUCAAUUUAAAGUGAUGCGGUGAAGGAUAUUGAUUUUGAUUCUGGUUCUGUUUCUGGUUCUGGUAAUGUUUCGUUGCUGCAUCCAUGUACUGGCAUCUUUGCAACGGUUGGGGAUAUGAUGUUGCUAUUCUAACAGCUCCUAGCUGAUGCCAGGGCAGUAUUGAAGCUUUCGACCAAUGUCGAGUUCAUAGUGGCUUCGUUGAGGUGGUUCCAUGCUAUUAUUGUGCGUGGGAAGAAUGAUUGUUGAUACUGCACUGUGUUGCACAGAGACACUUUGAAGCAUUUGCUAUUGUUUCUGGUGUAAUUGUUUAUGGGAAUGUCAGUGGUGAAGUCCGUGGUCAGUGAGCGUUUUGCUCUGAUCAGUCUACCCGGCAUCAGUGGGCUGAGGUACGUGCCUGCUGGGAUGGCCGGCACCAGUCCCAUGAUCCAUUUAUAUAAGAAUAUCAGGCGGAGUUCCUCUCGUCUGUCUUUAAGGGGGGGGGGGGGGGGGGGUGUCAAAUUUUUUUAUGACAAUUUGUGAUGNGGGGGGGGGGGGGGGGGGGGGAUGUCAAAUCUUUUUAAGAGGCCAGUGACGAAGCCAGAAGUGGUGGAUUUGUAGUCUCGAGAGAUAAAACGCACCGCGUUACGUUGAAUUCGAUACAUCUUGUCCACGUCUUGCUUAAGGUGUGGGUCCCAGGUGAUCGCACCAUAUUCCAGUAGUGGACGGACGAGUGCGAGAUAGGCAUUUCGUUUGCAGGAAGUUGGGCAGUGGAGCAGUUUCUUCGAUUGAAACCUAUGCUGGAGUUGGCUUUUUUUUUUUCUUUUUUUUAUAUGGGGUGAACAUUUUAGGUUAUUGGAGAAGAGAAUUCCAAUGUAUGGACUUUUGGAUACGUGUUGGAGGAUUGUCUCGUUUAGUGAGUAAAUAUGGGUUGAUUGUUUUUUUUCUUGAGAUUGUCAUAGUGUAGCUUUUGGUUUCAUUAAAUUUCAUUUAAUUGAUUGACAAGUUUGCAGCGUUGAAACCAGUAAAGUUUUCAAUCAAAUAAAUUUAAUGUUAUAAUAACUAUGACUUAAAUUAUACAUUAACCUCCUAACAUUCAAUUAAUUUGUUUUUCUCUUGUUAUCGUUAUACUGUGGACUUAUUUUAACGGGGGACAUCAGGAGUUAACCGCACCGGAUGACACCAACCGUAGCUCCGCCACUGCUAGUUAACUAGCACACACAAUCGUACCAGUUUGUACAAUCAGUGAUAAGAAUAAGGACAAGUUAACUAGCAUACACAAUCAUACCAGUUUGUACAAUCAGUGAUAAGAAUAAGGACAAGUUAACUAGCAUACACAAUCAUACCAGUUUGUACAAUCAGUGAUAAGAUUAAGGACAAGUUAACUAGCAUACACAUUCGUACCAGUUUGUACAUUCAGUGAUAAGACUUUUUUGUUUGUUGUUCGUCAGGCGAAGUCGACUAGGACCAUCGGGUCAUCCAAAGGUUAGGGGGAGGUUGGGUUACGGUGAGCUCGUAGGUGGCUUGCUAGACCGAUCCGUGCUCGGAAUAAUCUUUGGCACCGCGGGCAUGGGAUAAUUGCUUCAGACGGUGACCUAAUGUUGCUCUUUUGGUCAAGACUGCGUGUCUCAGCUGUGGUUAUCCUAUUAGCUUCAUGGGAUUUAGCCCCCUUUUUGACAGCAGCUCUCCACCUGGCUCUGUCCUAGGCAGUCUGCACCCAUUGAGUAGGGUUUAUGCCAAAGGCCUUUAGUGCCACUUUCAGUGAGUCUUUAUAACGCUUUUUUUUUACCUCUUUGGGAGCGCUUGCCUAUCGUGAGUUCUCCGAAGAAUAAAUGUCUCGGGAGCCGGUGGUCUUCCAUACGGGCUACGUGUCCCAUCCAACGGAGCGGAGACUGCAUCAGAGUGGUGAAGAUACUAGGUAGGUUCGCUCUAGCGAGGACCUUGGUGUCGGGGACUUUGUCUUACCACCUGAUGCCGAGGAGUUUCCUGAUGCAGGUUGUGUGAAAAUGAUUCAGUGUCAUGGCGUGACGCUGGUAGACUGUCCACGUUGCACAUCCGUAGAGCAAUGUCGAGAGGACUGCUGCGCUAUAGACCAUGAGCUUUGUUUUUCGUCUGAUACCUCUCCUGUCCCAAACAGUGCUGCGGAGCCUGCCAAAAAUGGCACUAGCUUUUGCGAGUCUGCAAUUCAUUUCAUCAUCCAUGACGACAGAUCUAGAGAGAGUGCUGCCCAAGUAAGUAAAUGUAUCCACCGGGUUGAGACGCUGUCCACUGAUGAUGAUUUUGGGUUCAACGUAGGGCUUACCGGGAGCUGGAGGAUACAUCAUCUCAGUCUUCUUUGUGUUGAUUGUGAGGCAAAAGUUAUUGCAGGCCUCAGAGAAGAUAUCAAAGCUGUGUUGCAUGACGACUUCUGAGGGAGCGUUGAGGGCACAAUCAUCUACAAACAGAAGCUCGUUGAUGGUGCUAUAUUUGAACUUGGUUUUAGCUUGAAGCCUCCCAAGGUUAAAUACUGAUCCAUCAGUGCGAAACCGGAUCGGCAAGCCCGUGGUGGAGUCCUUGAACGCAUCAGACAGCAUUGCGGAAUACAUAAUACUGAAGAGUGUGGGAGCAAGUACACAACCCUGCUUUACACCAUUUGUGACGGGGAAUGCUUGAGAUGAUUGACCGUUGUCCUGCACUCGGGCCAUCAUACCAUCAUGCAGCUGACGUAUGAUGUUGGUGAACUUGUCUGGGCAUCCGUACUUCUUCAUGAUUUUCCACAGGCCAACUCUAUUGACACUGCCAAAGGCCUUAUUCAAGUCGAUAAAUGUAGAAUAUAAAUCUGUAUUUUGUUCCUGGCAUUUCUCUUGAAGCUGUCUAGCAGCAAACACCAUAUCGAUGGUUCCGCGUUUUUUUGCGGAAACCGCAUUGACUUUCGGGUAGGAGACCUAGCUCCAGAUGUGCAUUCAGGUGGUUCAGAAGGGCUAGGGCCAAGAUCUUGCCUGCAAUGGACAGUAGUGAAAUUCCGCGGUGAUUGUCGCAGGGCUGGCGGUUUCCUUUGUGUUUGUACAGGUGGAUAAUUGAGGCAUCCUUGAGGUCUUGUGGUACAGUUUCCGUCUGCCAGAUGAUCUGGAAUAGACGCAAAAGCUUAUCCGUCAGCGCUGGUCCACCCUCUUUGUAGAUUUCGUCAGAAAUCAUGUCGAGGCCAGGUACUUUGCCAUUGGACAUUUUGCGAAUUGCUGUAUGUAUCUCAUCAAGUUGGGACGGCGUCUAGUGACUUGUUCUUUGGGACUUGCGGAAGUCUUUCAAUGGUGUCAUCAUUAAUGUUGGAAGGCGUAUUUAGCACACUUUCAAAGUGUUCCGCCCAUCUUUCCAAGAUUUUUCUCUUUGUCUGUCAUGACUGUAGAACCGUCUGCACUAAGGAGAGGGGAAGAGUCUGGGGUGGCAACACCAUAGAUUUUUCAAAAAGUUUUUCAUGUCUUUCUUGUCUGAUAAGACUAAGCACAAGUUAACUAGCAUACACAAUCGUACCAGUUUGUACAAUCAGUGAUAAGACUAAGCACAUGUUAACUAGCAUACACAAUCGUACCAGUUUUUACAAUCAGUGAUAAGACUAAGAACAUGUUAACUAGCAUACACAAUCGUACCAGUUUGUACAAUCAGUGAUAAGACUAAGCACAAGUUAACUAGCAUACACAAUCAUACCAGUUUGUACAAUCAGUGAUAAGACUAAGGACAUGUUAACUAGCAUACACAAUCGUACCAGUUUGUACAAUCAGUGAUAAGACUAAGGACAAGUUAACUAGCAUACACAAUCGUACCAGUUUAUACAAUCAGUGAUAAGACUAAGGACAUGUUAACUAGCAUACACAAUCGUACCAGUUUGUACAAUCAGUGAUAAGACUAAGCACAAGUUAACUAGCAUACACAAUCGUACCAGUUUGUACAAUCAGUGAUAAGACUAAGCACAAGUUAACUAGCAUACACAAUCGUACCAGUUUGUACAAUCAUUGAUAAGACUAAGGACAUGUUAACUAGCAUACACAAUCGUCCCAGUUUGUACAAUAAGUGAUAAGAUUAAGCACAAGUUAACUAGCAUACACAAUCGUACCAGUUUGUACAAUCAGUGACAAAACUAGUGACUGCGUUGCUAGCAUGUAUUAUCAUGACAGUUUGGCCAUUAAAUGAGAAGACGAGAAUGACAUAUUAUCUUAUUUUUUUCAAUUUCAACCUACCAGUAGAGUUAGACACAUCUGAUCAUGAUGGAAAAGAUUGACCACAAGCUGGUUAGUGAGCCUUCAAUAAGUAUCGUAUACUUUUGUUUUUUAUAAAGACUUAAGACUCCUAUCUCUCAUGUUGCAUUUUCGCUAACCGAUUACAAAAAUAGUUUUAAUAUGUAAACUUCGAUGCCAAUACUUUUGGCUAAAGUCUAAAGUCUAGUCUAAAGUCUAAAGUCUAGUCUAAAGUCUAAAGAUACGUAUCGAAUGGUUUGCAAAAUGUUCUGCCAUUCAUUAUUUUGUUUUGUACAUCAUUUGACACAGGUGGUCUUGUGGCUUGUUUUUCUCACGUCAUUGGGAGCAGCUGCCAAAAUAACAGGUAAUGCAUUCAAACAUUAUCUCUUCGGGCAUGUUUGUUGUCUGUAAAGCUAUUUCAAUUUUUUUAUGUUUUCAUUUUUAUUAUUAUCUAAGGAUCUAAUUGUGAGGUGGGUGUAUGUAUAUAUGUCUCUUUUAUGGCGAGGUAGGCUACUCUUUUGAUUUGAACUGUGAAUUCGGAGUACUCUCUUUCCCCCCCCCCCCUUUUCCGCAACCCUCCCUAGGAGAAUAGUCGGAAAAGCAGGCCAGCGUUAUCCAAGAGACAGAAACUGCGGAAAUAGCAGCAAUGUUAAAUGAGGAGGUAGUGAGGUAGUGAGGUAGUCAGGUAAAGGUAGUGAGGUAGUCAGGUUGUCAGUUAGAGAGGUAGUCAGGUAGUGAGGUAGUCAGGUAGUAAGGUAGUGAGGUAGUCAGGUAGAGGUAGUCAGGUAGUCAGGUUGUCAGUUAGUGAGGUAGUCAGGUAGUGAGGUAGUCAGGUAGUGAGGUAGUCAGAUUGCGAGGUAGUUAGGUAGUGAGCUAGUCAAGCAAUGAGGUAGUGAGGUAGUCAGGUAGACAGGAAUUGGGGUAGUGAGGUUGUCAGUUAGUGAGGUAAUGAGGUAGUGAGUUUGUCUGGUAGUGAGGUAGUCAGGUAGUCAAGUAGUGAGGUAGUCAGGUAAUGGGGUAGGGAAAUACAAAUAAGUAUAUAUAAAAAGAGCCAUGCUGUGCUGAAUCUCGAUGAUUUCAAGCUUCACGCAUCUACAUCUUCUCCUACUAAUAAAGUUUUUGUUGCUACAAAUUUCUUUAAAACGAUAUGUUGCUUCUAACUUCAAUUUUUCUAACAUUUGAUUGAAUUGCUCACGUGUAACUAGCUCUGAAAGUUGUCAGGCAACCUUUGCAAGGGCUCGGAAGUGAGUAAAAUUGGACUGAUUCAAUUAACUAAUGUAUAAUUUCAGCUUAGAUUCAAAAACAUUGAUUUCUUUUAUCAGCGUUAGUAUGAUUUGAAUACAACCGUGCAUAUUAAAUUGAAUCUAUGAAGUUGAUCUGUGGUCUGUGAUGUCAGUUAGAAAUGAUAGGCUUGCAAUAAACUCAGAAUCAUGCCAGAAUCUUGCCAGAAUCUUGCCAUCACUUUCCAUUUGCACAUCAGUAUGAAGAAGAAAAAAACAUAAAUUUCAUACAUAUUCUUCUAACCACGUUUUAAGCUUUGGUUAUUUAAUGAAUUAGCUCGAAUGAAUUUUAUAGUUUUCACCCCACUAUACAUAGCAUUUUGCAGUGUAUCAUCUUUCAGCCGUGAGCAAAGAGAUUGCUGUUGACUUACACAAUUAUACCCAUAAUUUGAAUGUCUGAGAAAUUGUUCGCAGCCUUCAGAAAUCCAAUCAAGCCAACUCUCUACCCACCAUUGUAGGAGCACCAUCUUUUGUAACGGAAAUUUGCUUCUUAUGUCCCAGAGUCACAGAGACUACUGUAUGUUCUACUGUCCCAGAGACUAUUGUAUGUUCUACUGUCCCAGAGACUAUUGUAUGUUCUACUGUCCCAGAUGAAGGUGUAUGUUUUACUGUCCCAGAGACUAUUGUAUGUUCUACUGGCACAGAGACUAGUGUAUGUCCUACUGUACCAAAAACUAAUAAUAAUGAUAAUAAAGUUUAUUUGAAAAACAUGCUUCAUCCCCAAAGGCUCGAAGCGUGGUACAAAGACAACCAUAUUAAAAGAGAAAUGAAAAAAUCUAUAUUAUACCACAUUAAAAUACAAAACGCAACAUUGCAAAAACUACAUACGAGACAAACCCAUUCAAAGUCUUUCAUCCCUUAACAACACAGGCUAAUAUAUAUCUAGGAGAUAAUAUCUAGCUGGAAAAGAUGGUAGACAAUAUCACCCCAGCAGGUGUUUGCGAAAUAGAUGUGUUUUCAAUUCGGUUUUGAAAGACUCCAGUAUCUGGCUGUUUCAGAGAGCGACAGGAAGUGUGUUCCAAAUUGUUGGGCCAGCAAAUGCGAAAGUGCGCCUUCCGUAAGUCUUUAGGCGAACACAUGGUAUCGAGAGUAUGCCACUAUUGCAUGAGUGGAGUUGUCUAGUGGGUAUAUACCUCGUCAUGAGCGCUUUGAGAUAGGACGGCGCCAGGUCAUGCAAGCAGUUGUCGCACAGAGUUACAGUUUUGUACUCUAUGCAAGCGCAGACCGGCAGCCAAUGUAACUCUCUCAGAAGUGUUUUAGCAUGGUCAAAUGUGCUUUUGCGAAGAACAAUUUGCGCCGCAUUAUUUUGUGUGUUUUUUGUUUUUUUUAUCCAGGAGCGUUGCUGGAAGACCCCUCAUGAGAGCAUGGCAGCAGUCCAUGAGUGAUAGCACGAAUGUAGACAUCGGUCUCUUUGCAAGAUCAAACGUUAAGAAAGGUGUGAUAUGAAUAAAUCUGCGCAGCUCUAGAAAAAUCGCCUUCCAGAACAUGUUAAUGUGAUUUUCCAUAGUUGGUGUUCUAUCCAAGUAGACACCCAGGUCUCGCACCGAGAAAAUUCAAUCUGUAUUCCUGAGAGAGUAAGGGGUGGUGUGUUAUUUACAGAUUUUAGCUUUUGAUCGGUAGCAAUGGGGAUCAGUUUGAUCUUAUUUAUGUUCAUCCAGUGCUUAACUGACUCUACUGUCGUCUGUGUCAUACUAAGAAGCUGAGGGAACUUAGAGGGGAACACGGAAUGCUAAAGUUGGGUAUCAUCCACGAACAUGUGAUAUAGCAUGUCAAUCUGCUUGAACACUGAACCCAGCGGCUGAACCUACAUAGUGAAAAGCACCAUGCCUAGGACCGAGUCCUGGGGUACUCGGAAUUCGAUAAUAGAUCGCUUCGAGGCCAAGCCGUUUGUGAUAACUGAUUGGAACCGAUUUGUCAGAUACGAACGGAACCAUCUCAGGACGGUAUCGGUGAAACCGAAUGUUUUUUGCAGACGCUGGAGAAGUAUGCAGUGGUCGAGCGUAUCGAAAGCUGCCGAUAGAUCAAAUAACGACAAAUAACAUCACAAGAUGACAGAAGGUCAUUUACGACACGCAACAGAGCUGUCUCAGUAGAGUAAUGCGCCCUGUAUGCUGACUGGAAAGGCUCAAACAAGUUACACCGAGUGAGGUGGUUCAGGAGCUGGCGGAGAACGACUUUCUCUAAAAUUUUGGACACAAAGGGCAGAUUUGAGAUUGGGUGAUAAUUUUAGGGUCGAGGUUAGCAGUGGAGUUAUAGCCGCCUCUUUAACAGAGGAUAGGACAAUACCAGUUUUCAAAGACUGAUUUAUGAUACUAUUUAUGAAAGGGACUAUUUCAUCCAAACAUUCGUACAAUAGCCAUGACGGAAGAGGGUCGAGCAAACAUGACUUUUUCAGGGAGUCAACAAGGAUUUUUUUCACAUGCGAUUCAGUGACUUCUAAAAAUUCGCUCAAAGGAGUGCCGUUAAAUGGCAAGACUUCGGGAGCAUCGGUGAAAAUGUCAAGUCUCGCACUGAUCUUCGUAACUUUCGUAAUAAAAAAAACUCAUUUAGAGCGUCUGGCAGCUCGCCUACGACAAUGUUAUUUGGCAAAGAUGUAUCCUUCUGUUUACCGGUCAGCUUACCCACAAUACGUGCUAGUAAUGGGCUUCGCAAAAGCAUUUGACCAUAUGAAUCAUAGUUUGCUUCUACACAAACUCCAGAGAUAUGGGAUUCAAGGCACCACUAAAACAUGGAUCUCUAGCUUCCUAAGCCGCCGACGCCAAGCAGUAGUGGUGGGCGGUACAAGCUCCUCCUUUGUCGAUGUGAAGUCAGGGGUCCCCCAGGGAUCAGUCCUGGGCCCAUGUUUGUUCCUAGCAUACAUUAAUGACCUACCCGUGAAACUGACAUCACAGGCAAGACUGUUCGCAGAUGACACAGCAGUGUAUAGGACGAUCGCCAACAGAUCUGACCAGGACCAGCUACAACAGGAUCUCAAUCUGUUAGCUGAGUGGGAGAUGAGCUGGGACAUGGAAUUUCACCCUGCCAAGUGUCAGACACUAUCAAUCUCUAGAAGUUGUACUUCUCUACACUACAAAUACGAACUGCACGGCCAUAUACUUGAGCAAGUUUCCUCCGUAAAGUACCUGGGUGUUACCAUUCAAAGAGAGGUCCGCUGGGACGAGCAUAUUAACAAUGUAUGUAACCAAGGAAACAAGACCCUAGGGUUCUUAAGGCGAAAUCUAAAGAUUGGCAACUCCUGUGUGAAAGAAAGAGCAUAUAAAGCCUUUAUCCGUCCGAUUUUAGAUUAUGCAUCUUUAGUCUGGGACCCAUUUACACAGAAGAGCAUUGACAGGUUGGAGGCUGUCCAGCGACGAGCAGCACGCUUUGUCCUAAACCACUACAGGAAUACCUCUAGUGUUGGCAGCAUGCUAGAAACACUAGGCUGGUCACCAUUGGAGAAACGACGACGACAAUCCAGGCUCUCCACGAUGUACAAGAUAAAUAAUGGGCUGGUCCACUGUUCCAGUAUUAAACAGAAACUCGUCCCUCUCCCCCAUAGACAGCGACGAGGCCAUCACAGGCAAUUCAGGCUCAUACCAGCAAGAAGCCAGUAUAGGAGCUGCUCAUUCCUGCCCAAGACAAUAAGGGACUGGACCAAUCUUUCAAAGGGAACGGUUGAGGCGACAACACUAGACACAUUUGUGUCCAUUGCCUCAAGCCUUCAAACCCGUAGUGUAUGAUUUCCUCAUCAACACCAGUAACAGAAACAUUGCAAAUACCAUCUACAUGCAUAGGAGCCAAAAUGAUCAAUAAAUUGAUCGUGGGCCCUUAAGAUAUAGAAGAAGAAGAAAUAAGUCCCUACUUGAGCUACAAUCUACAAUAUGGGGACUGACAUAUUCAGUCCUAACUGCAAGGACCAACUUCUUAGUUCGUUCCUUGUAAUCAACAAAGAUUUGUCGUUGCACGGUCAAGCCAGACUUCCGCCAUUUGCGUUCUGCACGUCGCUGCUUCUGCUCUGCGUCCUUUAUUUCGGGCAUGAGCCAAGACGCGGAGGGUGGUCCGUAACGCACCGUGAGUACAAUUGUGCAUGUUUGUCUAAAAUGACUCUGAGGCCACUGUCGUAGUCUAUGGUAGAGUUUUCUUCACUGUACCUGAGGGCAGCGACAUCAUAUCUGAAGGCCACUAGAUCUAUCUUUCGGAGGUCACUGAAUGUGACUGUGUGCAUAAGGCGCACUGGCUUCCUCAAGUCAAAGUCAAAGUCAAAGAAUACUGGGAAAUGAUCAGAGAUCAGUUUGUCUUCGAAGAUGAGGUUGCGGAUCAUAGCUGCAUGGUCCUCUCUGACAACCAGCCAAUCUAGGAUGUGACCCCGCUUAUGUGUCGGGACACGGACAAUCUGGGUCAUUCCGUGUGUGUCAAGAGCUAAUAUAGGGUCUUCACAUAGCUGUCGGUGGUGGAAUCAUAAUGGAAGUUUGUGUCACCAAUUAUGAUGACGUUGUUGUUGGUGGUGGCGUACAUGUCCAUGAGCUGUAGAAACUCUGCAGUAAACUGACAGAUAUUCAACUUAUUUUGCUUAUUAGGAGGUGGCCUGUAUAUGCACAGCAACGUCAUCACUUGGUCACCAUAAUAAAGUUGCAUCCUGCACAUCUCAAAUGAAACAAAUUCGUCCGAUUUUGAGAAGGCCACAAUAUUUUUGAGGGAGCUCCUGUAAAGAGCAGCAAUACCCCCGCCACUACGCGACUGCCUUGGGCAAAAGUGAAGGACGUAGUCUGGAGGUAAAGUGUAAUUUCUUGCAGCUUGACCUCAUCUCCGGCAUAUUUAAACCACGUCUCGGUAAUGAAUAUAGGGUCGGCCCGGCUCUCCAAAACCAGAUCACACACCUCAAAUGUUUUAUUCCUGCAUGAAUGGGAGUUGAAAUACAGCACUCCGAAAAGCCGUGAUUGCGGCUUGACAACAGGCUGGCAGUCCACAAUAGCUAGCUUUGAUCUCGUCACGCCCCGUGGAGGCGAUGUGAAAUCAUGAGCCACUGGCUGUGACCUUAUGAUUGACACCUAGGGAAUGGUCGCUAUGGAUGACACGGUAGGUGGCUGAUUGCCGUCAUCCACCUCGUCACUGAAAGCUUCGUUUACGAUCUCCGCAAGCAAUAAUAUUGACGUAGCUGUCGCCAUGGUGGUAUUUCAGUGGACGCUGUUUCCGGCGACAAGCGCAAUAAAGACGCUUCUUCUUUCGUCGUGCGCCAAUUUUCCGUCCACUACCACGAUGCGUAUGCUUCCGGGGCAGACCUCGACCAAAGGAAAGUUCUUUCAGUCGAUACACGAGGUCAGUGGUCAAGUGUAUACGCUAGGCAUUCAUUGACAAUAGUCGAUCACGUGAGUAGAUCAGCACAGCCAGAUUUCCUCCGUGGAGCCGGGGUGUGCCACCAACCGUGUCAUUAGCUGGCAUGAGCGAUGAUUGUGGUGACAACAAAGAUGGCCUACCGUGAAGGAACGGGCAAACACCCACAAAAUUACAAUAUAAUCAAGAUCUCGAUCCUAUACGUGCGUGGAAGGCGAAGUCUCGAGCUCAAGACAAAUAUUACUUACGUGAUAUUGAAUAUAUUUGAUUAUAAUAAUAGUUUCUCAACACCUUCCUGUUUUUGUACAAUUUCGGUAAACAAAACUUUGUAAGGCAGCCAUCUUGUUGCUAGCCGGAAGUAUAUAUGGUGUAUGCCCUACUGUCCCAGAGACUAGAGUAUGUCCUAUUAAUAUUAUCCACGAAUUGCCUUCUGUGAGGGGUGGGGGUGGGGAGCGUACGCAACACGUUAGGAACCAAUACAAAGAUUGACAUAUCACGUCAUAAUGGUUUAUAAAUAAUUAUUUUUUGGAGUGGAGGGACGAGAGCUCAUUGUACGUAUGCUGAAAGUGGUGUCGGGGGGAGGGUGUGGGUGUAUGCGUUAUAAAAAUAUAUGGAGUGUCCCUAAUAUAAAUCAUUCCAUAACCGUUAACCUGAGAAAAAACUCGCAUUUUCUACAUACAAGAAAAUAAUUAGUAACCAGAUAUUUAUAGUGAUCGCCAUAAUGAUUUGUUUGUAGUUUGCUGGUUUAUAAUAAUAAUUUUUUUCUAAGUUCCCUCAUUUGAUCAGCUUUAGAUGAAUAGAUGGCUUAAGUCAAUGUACACCAAAGAACUAGCUUGUCCUCAAGAUCCCCUACCCCCGUCCCGAAGUGUCUGCAUUUGUCCGGUUUUUAAGGAGCGACCUCCCCUUUCCCCGUAUCUAAGGACGUCCUUUCAAGAUGACCCUAACAACCAAACAAGACCAAGCCCAAAACCAAACCGCCCAUCAAAUGGACCAAAACAGUAAACCACGUGUCUCCCUUGUCCAGUGUCUCCAACAAAAACAAAAAAAGAAGCAGCAGGUCAAAAUAAGUACCGUAUGAGAAUGAAAUAAAUGAACUCAAACUUCUAAGUGGACAUUUCAUGCAAAGCUAUUUUCCCUCAUACUUAUUUGCCUUCACAGAGCUUUAAACCUAAAUAAUAUUAAGAUGUUUUAAUUGUGGUUUGUAAGGUGAGAACGAAGAGAAACACCAUGUGCGUGGUUGGAUGCAAGACGCGAUAGAAAGCCAGAGCCGGACAUCCAUCUCAACGGGACGUGGUACAGGACGCAGAACGGGACAUGGUACGGGACGCAGUACAGGACAUGGAAAAGGAAACGCUACAGAACAUGAUGCCAGACAUAGUGCGGGACAAGGAAAAGGACACAGUUCAGGACAUGGUAAACGUCGCUGUAAAGGGCACAUUACAGGACAGACAUCGGUACAGGACACUACAACAGCCAAAGUCCCCACUACCUCUGAAUACAAUCAACCUACAGCCAAUCACGUGCCGGUUAUUUCAGGUAAAUUUUAUGUUCUUUGUAAAUAAACGUGGUACAAUGAACUGCACUUGGUUGUCAACGGAGGGAUUACAAGGACUGCGUGAAGAUGGGACGCUAUGCAAUCAAUAAACGUUUAAUGAUGGCGACAGAGUGUGCUAUAUACCGUUGGCUAUCAAUGUAGCACCUAGCUGAAUGUGCUGUAUACCGUUGGCUAUCGCUGUAGCACCUAGCAGAAUGUGCUUUAUACCGUUGGCUAUCGCUGUAGCACGUAGCUGAAUGUGCUGUAUACUGUUGGCUAUCAAUGUAGCACCUAGCUGAAUGUGCUGUAUAUCGGUGUCUAUCAAUGUAGCACCUAGCUGAAUGUGCUGUAUACCGUUGGCUAUCGCUGUAGCACCUAACAGAAUGUGCUUUAUACCGUUGGCUAUCAAUGUAGCACCUAGCUGAAUGUGCUGUAUAUCGGUGUCUAUCAAUGUAGCACCUAGCAGAAUGUGCUUUAUACCGUUGGCUAUCAAUGUAGCACCUAGCUGAAUGUGCUGUAUAUCGGUGUCUAUCAAUGUAGCACCUAGCAGAAUGUGCUUUAUAUCGUUGGCUAUCAAUGUAGCACCUAGCUGACUGUGCUGUAUACCGUUGGCUAUCGCUGUAUAAGAACCUAGCAAAAUGUGAUGCAUACCGUUUUUUAUCGCUGUAGCACCUAGCAGAAUGUGAUGUAUACCGUUGUUUAGCGCUGUAGCCCCUAGCAGAAUGUGAUGUAUAUAGGGCAUCCUUCCGUCUUCGCGAGAUGAUGGAGUAGCUAUGUAGUCCUACACUUCGACGAGUGGCUCACUAGGCCAAUCCUAGAAUGACAAUCACGGUUGCAUUUCUCGCAGGAGAAUAUUGAUUCCUGGUAAAAUCUUGACUUCUGUAUUGUUCUUAUUGUUGCAAGGGCCUCGUUUCGCGUAUCUUCUGCCUUUUUUACUCCUUCAAACACUGCUGUUCGCCAGCUGGAACGUUGUUCGGCAAUAAUCUGCUAUUCUUUGUUUUCAAUAUUGGCUUCCCUCAUGCUCCUUUUGCAAACGUCCAUAAAUCUCCGGCGUGGCCGUCCAAUAAGUCUUGUCCCUUCUGCCAACUCUCCAUAACGCAGCAUCUUUGGGUUACGGCUUUUCACCAUUCUCCUUACGUGGCCUAACGAGCGAAGGCGCCGCUUGCUAAGAAAGGAGAAAAUACCAAACAUGUGUGCACGUUCCAAGACCCCCGUGUUAGGCACCUUGUCCUGCCAUCGAAUGCGUAAAAUGCAACGCAGACAUCUUUGAUGGAAGCUGUUGAGUUUCCGCUCCUGACUGGUAUUUAGUGGUCCACGCUACCAUAUAGGAGCGCACUAAGCACACAUGCCUGAUAGAUACUUACUUUUGUUUUAUCAGUUAGAUAGAGAUUAUUCCACACCCGCUUAUUCAGUUUAGCCAUAGUUGCUGCUGCUUUUGCGAUCCUGAUAUUUAUCUCUUUAUCGAGGGAGAGAGAACUAGAAAUAUUGGAUCCAAGGUUUGUGAAAUGCGCAACAACCGAAAGAUGAUGACCCUCAAUAGAUAUGAUUGGAGGGGACAGUGCUUCUUGCAUCAUUACAUGUGUUUUCUGUAGACCAGGCCUGCACAACUCAAAAUGUAAAUCGGGCCGUAAUACAUUAUGAAAAACUUGUGCGGGCCAAAAGAAAAUAAGACAGGACUUGUGCGGGCCAAAAGAAUAUAGGUCAGGAGGGAAGCUAUUAAGAAAAUAUUAAGAAUAAAGAGUUUUUCGUUACCUCGCGGGCCACAAAGUGGGUGCUGGCGGGCCACAUGUUGUAUACAAUGGUCAGUCACUAUAUCGCCUAGCAGAAUGUACUGUAUACAGUGGUCUAUCGACGUUGCACAUCAGUUUACCCUUUCAUUUGUGUUAAUCUUUUCAAUGUCACAGUCUUCAAUAUGUAUAGGAUAUGCUCUAUGUAAUCUAAACGCCAUGAAGUAAGUAAUAUAAAUAACACACUAUGGAAUCUAAAUUGCAUGGUCUGUGUAAUCUAAAUGACAAGGUCCAUGCAUUUUUAUUGCCGCCUGAGGCAGGCCAAGAUAUUUAUCAUCCAUGCCAAAUUAUCUCCCAUCUUUAAAAUGCUUCUCCUAAAAAGGAAGUAGUGCACCCCCUCUUCUCCCCCAAAUGCCAUUGUCUAUGUCAUCUAAACGUCUUAGUACAUAUUGAUGAUUAUCUCAGGGUCUUCAUUUCUCAACAGAGCAUCUCAAAUCUGCUAGAAAGGUCGAGCUUCCAACCUUUUCCGCUGAACAGUUCCUCAAAGACUGGGAAAAGCGCCAGAUAGAAAUAGAACAAAAAAGAUUCGAACAAAAUAAAGAAACAAGUUCUGACGCCAGUGCACAUGUAAGAGACCAACAAAAUAAAGAAACAAGUUCUGACGCCAGUGCACAUGGAAGAGACCAACAAAGGAAACAAACACGUUCUGACGCCAGUGCACAGGGAAGAGACCAACAGAAGACAGAAGUUGAGGCCGUAGAGGGCUCCCAGAAGACGGAAGUUGAGGCCGUAGAUGGCUCCCAGAAGACAGAAGUUGAGGCCGUAGACGGGCCCCUGAGCAGCAAGAAAUCAAACGAGGGGUCAUCUCGCCUUAAAGGUAGGCAAUUCAUAAUAUAAAAGGAUUUGAUUUCAAAAUCAGGGCAUCGCAUUCUUAAUCAGCAUUCACAAUGCUAGGUAACUCUUCAUAGUUUUCAUACACGAUAAGUAAAGUUACUUUUCAUCAACCCUAAUAGCUAACUGACCCGCAAGGUACUAACGAUGAGAGAGCUAAACAAACUUUAAUUAACAAUUAAAUAGAUAUCCAAAUGAUUGCUUAAAUGCUGAAUGCUGAAAAUUAUGUUAGAUUUGGGCGUCCGUACGUGGGGUGUUUUCAAUGACAGUUGCGCAUUCACAAGGCCUGAGCUAGAUGUUUGCAUGGAGAAUAUGCUGUUUCUCAGUACCUUCCUCGUGCAUACAUUCAUCAUGCCUUAUUGUACACACUUGUUUCAUCCAUAGGCGGAAAACCUACACCAGUCCGUCGCCGACCAAGUCGAGUCCGUCAUGACGCCGAUGACGUUGCAAAGUUCUUCGAACAUCGCUACAAUCAGCUGCUAACUCUAAACAACUAAUGCAAGGGAGACAACAAACAAACAAAGAAGCAAAACUAGAAGGAGAUGUCUGGUGUCGAUAAGCUGACAAGAAAGAAACAACUGUUGACAAUUUGAGGACCCUCGACAACUACUAUGGGAUAUAACUUUUGACGCAGUGAAGAACCAGUCAAGAGGAGACUACUAUCAGUUAAAAAAAAUAAAAAUGCAAGGAUUGAGGGGUAAUCUACCACUUGAGCGUCGGCUACGAAAAAAAUCGAUUUGUUCCGGUUUGAAGUGCUAUUUAUAAACAAUUAUGUUUUUAUGACAUUGUACAUUUUCAUUUCAGCACAUAUAGCCUAUAAGUAUAAUGCAAAUACUCCAAGGCUUUGUUUUUUUUUUUAAAUAGAAAAACUAAAACAAUUGAAAAAUUUAAAUGAAAGUAUAACUUAAACAUUUUGGAUCAACAAAAUUGUGUUUAUGCACCACAAAGGAGUGUUCAUUUAUUGGAUAUGUUCCAUUUCUGAAUUGGUUUAAAACAGUAUCAGCCGCCCACUCGUAUGAUAGAAAAUCAGUGAGUCGGACAGGAUAUAGCUUUCUACAUGGCACGUCAUUCUGGCACCCACUCUCUUUCUACGCCACCAAAAACCCAAUGACCCUCUCUCUACCGUCCACGGUGAUAUGUCCUGUGAAAAUAGUAAUUUUUUAAAUAGAACUUCAAAGUCAAACCGGAACAACUAGAUUUUUUAGAGCCGACGCUCACCAGAGUGGUAGAUUACGAGACGAUGAGGGUGUUAAUACUGAAGACAAAGACAUAACUCCGAAGAAGACACCAACUGAUAUUUAUUUUAAAAUUAUUUUUUUUUAUUAGCAGUACUUGCGGACACAAUCAAUUUAACAGGAGAGGACAACCGCGAACACUAAACAAUUUAUUUUAAUAAUGAAUGGACAAUUUAUUUUAAAAAGGAAUGGACAAUUUCUAACACUUAGUACCUAACACUAAACAAUUUAACAUACAAGAACAACUGCUAACUCUAAGCAAUUUAUCUGGUAACACUAAACAACAUUACAGAAGGAGACAAAUGCUGACACGAACAAUUUAACAGAAGGAGACAACUGCUGACACUGAACAAUUUAACAGAAGAAGACAACUGCUGACGCUGAACAAUUUAACAGAAUGAGACAACUGCUGACACUGAACAAUUUAACAGAAUGAGACAACUGGUGACGCUGAACAAUUUAACAGAAAGGUGGCAAAUGUUAACACUUCAAUAUAAUAGGAAAAGAAAAUUGUUAUUUAAUUAAAAAAACACAUUGAUCUAUUAAAACUCCAUAGUUUAAAAUGUAAAUAAAAUUCAUUUGCAAUCUUAACGGUUCUGGCGUUUUUGUAUUUAUUUAUUUAAUGUGUAUGGGCAUUAAUAAGCAGGGUUUAAAUUUUAAAAAUAAUUUGUAGGGGAGGUAGUCCC
This is a messenger RNA of Lymnaea stagnalis (great pond snail), 18599 nucleotides long. The record is from the annotation of a GenBank genome assembly. Lineage: Eukaryota; Metazoa; Mollusca; Gastropoda; Lymnaeidae.